Ramularia collo-cygni is the source of this 1269-nucleotide messenger RNA. RefSeq lists its product as uncharacterized. Bases 1 to 1269 code for a protein of 422 amino acids. The record is from RefSeq and is a predicted model, not a curated record. The transcript is spliced from 3 exons. NCBI's taxonomy places the organism in Eukaryota, Fungi, Ascomycota, Dothideomycetes, Mycosphaerellales, Mycosphaerellaceae.
AUGGACUCACCAACUCUCCAGUCUGCCUCGAGCACCUCGACUCGCAUUCAGACUCACUCUUCAUACACCCCAAGGUCAUCAGUCGACGACCACGGUGCCAUUCAGAAACGAUCCAGCAACGACAAGGGACGAUCAAUCUCAACCUCGCAAGCCGAUCGACUGUUCCACCUGUUAUCCGAACAGGUCAACAGUGCCGAUACUCUGGACACCUGCCCAACAUCAGCUGGUGGUAUUCAGUGGAUUACUCCAGAGAACUCACCACAACUCAACGGCUUUGCUUCAAUCGAACCAAUCAUCGAAUCAUACCAUCAGUGGACGGUACCAACUCCUCCAAGAUCUGAUUCUGGCCUUCCAAGUGUUUCCAUCGAGGAGGACGCCGUCCUCCACAGUGCUUCAGAUUUCCCCGACUUCGAUCAACCUGCUGCCUCUGAGAUGAGCUCAUUGGGCUUCCUUCUUCCCUCAKCGUACGGAGCUUCACCAUAUGAUUCUGACCACAACGGCUACGACAUGGAACAACCUUAUAUGCCACCAAUGCGUGUGUCUCAAGCGCCAUCCACCGGUGCACAUUCAGCAUACACAACGACCUCAUCAUCAGAACCUGCCCUAUACAUUAGCAAAGCUCCAGACGCAUUAUCCUCGCGAAGGCAGUCUGAGCUACCUACGACGACUUCAUCAUCUUACGAGCCAAGCUAUCGAAGGAUCAGCAGUCCGUACGAACCAUCCUCCAGUUCCGCAUACUCCAUGCCCACACGAGACUCCAUUUUAUCGAUCAGCGGCCUUACCCACAGUCCUCUGCCAUCACCACACAUGAGUGCAACAUCUGCGGGACACAUCUCACCCCACUACACCACCAGUGUGCCAAGAUCACCAAACCCUUAUGCAUCCAAUCCUUAUGGAGAGACAUAUGGCACAUCAUCAGCCCCUUCGACAUCACAACUAUAUGCAUCCAGCCAUGCGCAAUACCCGCCAUCACCAUUCGUUGGAAGCAAUACCAGUGAGCCCCCAUCGAAGCGACACAGCAACGAUGGAUCGAUACGAGUCCUCAACCAGCGCCCCAAACCUCAAUGCUGGGAACACGGAUGCAAUGGUCGCCAGUUCUCCACAUUCAGCAACCUACUCAGACAUCAAAGAGAAAAGUCUGGUUCCGCUUCAAAAUCUUACUGCCCAAAGUGUGGUGCAGAGUUUACGAGAACGACAGCAAGGAAUGGACACCUAGCCCACGAUAAGUGUACAAAGCAACAGCGUCGCUCAUCAGAUGUGAGCAAGUGA